Molecule: messenger RNA, 2246 nt
Organism: Adelges cooleyi (spruce gall adelgid)
Lineage: Eukaryota; Metazoa; Arthropoda; Insecta; Hemiptera; Adelgidae
Product: polyamine deacetylase HDAC10-like
Exons: 15
Coding region: 85-2196 (703 amino acids)
Biological process (GO): chromatin organization
Cellular component (GO): histone deacetylase complex
Molecular function (GO): histone deacetylase activity
Source: RefSeq, a predicted model, not a curated record
UCGGUGUCUAUAACACAACAAAUACAGUACAAAUAGCUAACUUGGAAUAUCAUAGCUGUUUUGUAAGGCAACGCUAUUGGCAACAUGACCGGAAUUGUGUACGACCACGGUGCCUUCAUCGGCCACAAAUGUCUUUGGGACGAAAACUAUUCGGAGAACCCACUUCGGUACACAUCAAUCGUAGACCGAUGCAAUUCGCUGGGACUGAUAGAGAGAUGUGUGAGGAUAGAAACGCGUCCGGCGACAAGGGAAGAAUUGCUGUGCGUACACACGGCCAAACACAUAGACCGACUUAAAGAAACCGAAAACUACAGCGAACAAGAUUUAGAACAACUCUCGUCCGAGUACGAUUCAAUUUAUCUACACCAGUCGACCUACAGACAAUCGCUUAUGGCGGCAGGCAGUUCAAUCGAAUUGGUCAAAUCGGUGGUGGAAGGAAAAGUGCAGAACGGGAUGGCCAUAGUGCGACCUCCCGGUCACCACGCCAUGCAAUCCGAAUAUUGCGGCUAUUGUUUUUUCAACAACGUGGCGGUGGCCGCCCAGUAUGUGCUGGACAAAACGCCUAUCCAGAAAAUCCUCAUAGUCGACUGGGAUGUUCACCACGGCCAAGGUACACAACAGAAGUUCUACAACGAUCACAGAGUGAUGUACUUUUCCAUUCACCGAUACGAACGCGGACAAUUCUGGCCCAACCUAAGAGAGAGCGAUAGCGAUCACACGGGUGCCGGAAACGGCAGAGGAUAUAACAUCAACGUGCCUCUGAACCGAAUAGGAAUGGCAAACGAAGAUUACAUGGCCGUCGUACACUACCUGCUCAUGCCCGUAGCCUACGAGUUUGCUCCCGAAUUGGUAAUAGUUUCCAGCGGUUACGAUUCGGCCAUCGGAGAUCCCAAAGGACAAAUGUCGGUAACGCCCGUGUGUUACGCUCACAUGAUGGAAAACCUGAAGGCACUUGCUGGUGGAAAAGUCGUCGCUAUACUAGAGGGAGGAUAUUAUUACAAAAGUCUGGCAGAAAGCGCAGCUUUGACGUUAAGAGCUCUGUUGGGAGAUGCUUGUCCCGUUUUGAAGUUGACACGGAGUCCGUGUAAAAGCGUCAUGGAGACUAUAGGCGACGCGGUGUACGCUCAUCGAGCCCAUUGGAAGUGUUUCGACCAAAGCCCUUUCACGGAUCGUGGCAGAAGUUCGGUCGACUUACGUUAUACUUACAAAGAAGUCAAACCCGACUUGUUUGCCACCAGAAAUAUGUACCCGCCAAUCGACACCGCGCUUUUCGAUAGAGUCCUAACGAAUUUGAUCGAGGAAACCAGACUUUGUGCACCGUCAACGCGGUUGGCCGUGUGUGUUUCGGUGGAAAAUCAAAAUCGGACAAGCGCAAACCGUACUUACAGUUGUCUGACAAAGCAGGUGGCCGACUGCUACGUUAUAGAAAAUGCGAAUUUGGCUUCGAACGAAGAGCUCGAUGCGAUCAAAGAAACCGACGACCGACUAGAAACAUUGGAAAAUUACCGAGGCGUUAUCGGUGGUCUGUUUAAAACUUUAGACACAAUGUACCAGUGCGAUGUGAGGUCGGCGAUAUUCGUUCCAAUACAUACGGACACAAGUUUACCGAUAAGUAUAUCGGCCAUCGGUGCCAAAUGGGUCGGUAAAAAAUACAAUACAAAAAGAAUUAUGAUUGUCGAAUGGAACGAUAACCAAUUUCGGAGGACUCGUAACGAUUCGAACGCACCGUUACACGUUACCGUGCACAAGUCGUCGAGUGCAAACUCUAUUUCCAUAAGCAAACACGAUGUGAAAAUCGGAUGGCCGAAAGAAAUAAUCAACGAAACGGAACUGACCGCUUUAGUGCACUACGUAAUAUUACCGAUUGCGUACGAAUACAAUCCUGAACUAGUCAUAAUGGCAGUGAAUUUCGGUUCAAACGAAUCAGAUAUAAAUAUCACUCCGGUCAUGUACAGUCAUCUAGUCAACUGGUUCAGCGUGUUAGCCGACGGGCGACUCGUCCUGUUGGAAUACGUUGGCGGACAAUUGAAUUCAAAUUCAAGAAUGGAAUGCUUGAUGAAAUGCGCCAAAGCCUUGGACGGUAAACCACUAGACAAAUUGUGUACCGACAGACCUCUCGGUCGGAAAGCCGUAGAAAUUAUCAAGUUUCUAUUAAACAAUGGUAAAGAAAACUGGAAAUGUAUUAUGCACAAUUAACAAAAUCAAAAUGUAAAGCUUAAUAAAAUGUUUUUAAGUAUAUUAAAAAA